This is a messenger RNA of Salvia splendens (bonfire salvia), 984 nucleotides long. RefSeq lists its product as uncharacterized. Gene Ontology annotation, molecular function: zinc ion binding; nucleic acid binding. The transcript has 2 exons. The coding region runs from base 1 to 984 and encodes 327 amino acids. The record is from RefSeq and is a predicted model, not a curated record. Lineage: Eukaryota; Viridiplantae; Streptophyta; Magnoliopsida; Lamiales; Lamiaceae.
AUGGACUCCGCCCGCCGAGAGGCGUUGACAUGGGACGAGUUCAAGGAGGAGGUGUAUAAUAAGUACGUCCCCAUGAACUACAGACGAGCCAAUACAGUAGAGUUCCACACCUUGAAACAGGGAAACAUGACGGUGACAGAGUAUGACCGUGCACUUUAUGAGGUGACCCGAUAUGCACCCGAGUUGGUGGAUACUGAUGAAAAGAUGGCCUCAAAGUUUCGUUCUGGCCUUAGAACGGAGAUAAGAGUAGCAGUGACCAGCCGCCAAGGAAUUCCCUACUCCGAGAUUUUGAGUUGCGCCUUGGAUGUGGAAGAUAUUAGGCCACAAAACUAUGGCCGACAGAUUGUGCCACAACACCGGGGAAAUCAACAGAGGGCACCUUUCUGCAACCGGUGCUCCAAGUAUCACGCUGGGGAAUGCAGAGCCGGAGGCAUUCGAUGCUUCGCUUGUGGUGGAAACAGACACAUGUCUCGAGAGUGUCCGAACAAUAAAGUAGGAAUGAGGAAUGGACACGGACAGAGGAAACCGCAGCAACCGCAACAACCGCAACCGAUUCGGCAAGUGGCCCCACAACCGGCAAGGGCAUAUGCACUGAAAGGGAAUCAAGGGCAAGAGCAACAUGCCAACAAGGGCAAGGAUAACUUGGCAGGUAUGGGCAAGCUCCAGCAAGUACCUAUUAUCGUGUUGUUUGAUAUGGGUGCUUCGCACUCUUUUAUUGCAAUGUCUUGUGUGAAUGCCUUAGAACUCUCUACUGCUAAGCUUGAUUUGGGUUUGAGAGUGUCUUCACCUGUUGGAGGCCUGAUUGAUAUUAUGCAAACUUGCUUGAACGUAGAGUUUGUGUUACGAGAGUUAGGAGUUGUAGCUCGUCUUUUGCACGUCAUGCCUUUGGAAAAACAUCGACAUAAUUUUUGGGAUGGACUGGCUUGCCGAGAAUCACGCGACGAUCCACUGCAAGUAAAGAUAAAUCUCUUUUCAAUCCCCUGA